Messenger RNA from Elephantulus edwardii (Cape elephant shrew), 2525 nucleotides. RefSeq names its product eukaryotic translation initiation factor 4E transporter-like. The transcript has a single exon. Bases 243 to 2525 code for a protein of 760 amino acids. Gene Ontology annotation, biological process: negative regulation of translation. The record is from RefSeq and is a predicted model, not a curated record. Lineage: Eukaryota; Metazoa; Chordata; Mammalia; Macroscelidea; Macroscelididae. Gene Ontology annotation, molecular function: mRNA binding. Gene Ontology annotation, cellular component: cytoplasm; nucleus.
AGAUACUGGAAGAGGAUCCCAAAGGGAGGAAGAGAGCAUGGCGCCGGACGGAUUCCGUGAAGGAAGGCCUAGUCGAGUGCAAUGGAGGAGUGGCCGAAGAGGAUGAGGGGGAGGUCAUUCUUGCGCAGGAGCCUGCAGCUGAUCAGGAGGUGCCGAGGGACGCCAUCUUGCCCGAGCAGUCCCCAGGAGAAUUUGACUUUAAUGAGUUCUUUAACCUUGAUAAGGUGCCGUGCUUGGCUUCGAUGAUGGAAGAUGUUUUGGGAGAAGGGUCGGUCUCUGCCAGCCGCUUCAGUAGGUGGUUCUCUAACCCCAGCCGGUCCGGAAGCCGCUCGAGCAGCCUUGGGUCUACACCACAUGAAGAACUGGAACAACUUGCAGGUCUGGAGCAAGCUAUCCUCUCUCCUGGACAGAACUCGGGGAAUUACUUUGCUCCUAUACCACUGGAAGAUCACACUGAAAAUAAAGUUGAUAUUUUGGAAAUGCUACAGAAAGCCAAAGUGGACUUAAAACCUCUUCUCUCCAGCCUUUCUGCAAAUAAGGAAACACUGAAAGAAAGCUCACAUUCAGGAGUGGUUCUUUCAGUGGAAGAGGUAGAAGCAGGGCUCAAGGGUUUGAAGGUGGACCAACAAGUAAAGAAUUCAACUCCCUUCAUGGCAGAACAUUUAGAGGAGACCCUCAACGCUGUAACAAACAAUCGGCAGCUGAAAAAAGAUGGAGAUAUGACUGCGUUCAACAAGCUCGUGAGCACCAUGAAGGCAAGCGGAACUCUGCCUUCGCAGCCCAGAGCCAGCCGAAACCUUGAAAGCCAUUUGAUGUCUCCUGCUGAGAUUCCAGGCCAGCCUGUGUCUAAGAACAUCCUCCAGGAACUUCUGGGUCCGCCUAUCCAGAGACCGGCUUCUUCCAAUCUUCUGAGUGGCCUUAUGGGAAGCUUGGAGCCCACAGCAUCUUUACUGGGCCAUAGAGCACCCUCGUCCCCCUUGUCACAGGUGUUUCAAACGCGAGCAGCCUCAGCAGACUAUCUUCGCCCUAGGAUAUCAUUACCAGCUGGCUUCUCAUCGGGGCCACAGCAGCUUCUGGGAGACCCGUUCCAAGGCAUGCACAAGCCCAUGAGCCCCAUCACAGCCCAGCAGAUGAGCCAGCUGGAGCUGCAGCAGGCCGCUUUGGAGGGGCUGGCCUUGCCACCUGACCUUGCAAUGCAGACAGCUAACUUCUACCAGCCUGACUUUGACAAACCACAGGUGGAUAGAACCAGAGAUGGAUUCAGAAACAGGCAGCAGCGAGUGGCCAAGUCGCCAGCACCCAUGCAUCAAGGGAAUUCCUCUUCCCCUGCUCCCUCAGCCUCCAUCACAAGCAUGCUUUCUCCUUCCUUCACCCCUACCUCAGUGAUUCGUAAGAUGUAUGAGAGCAAAGAGAAAAGCAAGGAGGAGCCGGCACCCGGCAAAGCAUCUCUUGGUGACAGGAAAGAGGACACGCAGAAGGCCAGUGAGGAGACCCUCCUGUCAUCCAACUCUGUGUCCAAUGCCGAUCAAGAUUCCUCACCCACUACACAUCCCAAACUCUCAACGCUGCAGCUGUCUUCCUGUUCGAUGUCCAUGUCCCAAACCAACCGUUACACCAAAGAACAAGAUUAUCGCCCUAAAAUGACUGGGAGAAAAACACCCAUGUUGGCUUCCCCAGUUCCAGGAGCACCUUUUCUCCGCCCUGUCCACCAAGUCCCGCUUGUCCCUCAUGUACCGAUUGUGCGGCCUCCACACCAGCUUCACCCAGGAUUGGUCCAUAGGAUGCUGACCCAGGGAGUACACCCUCAGCAUCUGCCAAGUUUGCUUCAAGCUGGUGUGCUUCCUCCUGGGAUGGACCUGACUCAUUUACAGGGACUGUCCGGCCCGAUCCUGACCCAGCCCUUCUACCCCUUGCCUGCUGCUGGUCACCCUCUCCUAAAUCCCCAUCCGGGGACACCUCUGCACCUGACAGUGAUACAGCAGCAGCUACAGCGCUCAGUUCUGCAUCCUCCAGGUUCAGGUUCUCAGACAGCGGCUGUCAACGUCCCAAUGACGCCCCAGAAUGUGCCCAGCCGGUCAGGCCUGCCCCACAUGCACUCCCAGCUGGAGCACCAUCCCAGUCAGAGGAGUAGCUCCCCCGUGGGCCUUGCCAAAUGGUUUGACUCAGAUGUGCUGCAGCAGCCCCUGCCCUCCAUGCCUGCCGAAGUUAUCAGUGUGGACAAGCUGGAAUACCGACAGCGAGCAGCUCAUCGAAGCCUGGACUCGGCUCAAUCAAGGACUCAGCUUCCUCCUCUGGAGUUGGUUUAUGGGCUAUUAUAUGGGGCACUCUGGCAGAAAGCCUUUAGAAUGAAUGCCCAUGCAGCUGGUGUCUGCAUUAUGGUGGAAGGAAUUCUUAACCAAUUGAGUGGAGCCUACAGUUUGAAGACAGGAGGCAGUGUUGUCAAUCCUGGGGUGGGGGGGGAAUUUUUUUUUUUUGUAAGAUAUGUGAAUGAAGUGUUGGUGUCUUCACCAAGAGGGGGCACCUGA